CUCCGCCUUUGGGGUUAAAAAAAAAAAAAAGAAACUCUCCGCUCUCUUUCCUAGCUGGAAUGCUCACAUCUUGCUAUACAAGAUGGCAAGCAGCGCAAAGUUAGAAGUCUCGUCGUCGCAGCCUCCCCGGGCUGUGUCGUCGAAAAAACUGCAUUAUCCUUUUUGGUUUGGUGGUUCUGCUUCGUGCUUUGCCGCAACAGUGACACAUCCGUUGGAUCUUGUGAAGGUCCGCUUGCAAACGCGCGCUCCAGGUGCUCCUACGAGCAUGGUAGGCACGUUUGGCUAUAUUCUGAAAAAUGAUGGUUUCUUUGGAUUGUACGGUGGGCUCUCCGCAGCCCUCUUGCGACAGAUCACCUACUCUACCACGCGAUUCGGAAUCUACGAAGAGCUUAAGUCGCAGUUCACAUCGUCAUCUUCACCCCCUGGUACUCUCACAUUGAUUGCCAUGGCUUCUACGUCUGGUUUUAUUGGAGGAAUUGCAGGAAACCCGGCCGACGUUCUCAACGUGCGCAUGCAGUCCGAUGCUGCACUCCCUAUCGAGAAGCGACGCAAUUACAAGCACGCCUUUCACGGACUGGUUCAGAUGACUCGCGAUGAGGGUGCCGCGAGUUUGUUUCGCGGGGUGUGGCCCAAUUCUACUCGAGCUGUGCUCAUGACAACCUCGCAAUUGGCGACAUACGACACUUUCAAGCGCAUCUGCAUUGACAAGGCGGGAAUGUCAGAUAACCUCACGACACAUUUUACCGCGUCUUUCAUGGCCGGAUUCGUGGCGACAACGGCUUGCAGCCCCGUGGACGUUAUCAAGACUCGUGUGAUGAGUGCAUCUUCUGCAGAGAGCAGUGGCCACAGUCUCCUGGGUCUUCUGAAAGACAUCACUCGCAAGGAAGGCCUCAAAUGGGUCUUCCGGGGCUGGGUGCCCAGUUUCAUCCGCCUGGGACCCCACACAAUUGCAACAUUCCUCUUCCUGGAGGAACACAAGAAGAUCUACCGCAAACUGAAGGGCGUUCCAGAAGAUGCCCCGAAGCGAUAGAUGUGUUCUUCUUUCCUUCUCGUUUUUUUGAUGUACAUGAUUUCUGGCGGAGCAUAUUGAGGGCAUCAAAAGUUUACUUUUUUUGUACAUACGUUAUAUACAUUGGGGGGUUUCUGUUCUUUUUAUUUUGUUUAUCUUUUUUGUCACCUUUGGCCCUUUCAGCUUCUGCGAUGGUUGUUGAACAGCG
Messenger RNA from Aspergillus wentii DTO 134E9, 1217 nucleotides. RefSeq names its product putative mitochondrial dicarboxylate carrier. NCBI's taxonomy places the organism in Eukaryota, Fungi, Ascomycota, Eurotiomycetes, Eurotiales, Aspergillaceae. The transcript is spliced from 4 exons. Bases 83 to 1030 code for a protein of 315 amino acids. Gene Ontology annotation, cellular component: mitochondrial membrane. The record is from RefSeq and is a predicted model, not a curated record. Gene Ontology annotation, biological process: oxaloacetate transport; malate transmembrane transport; thiosulfate transport. Gene Ontology annotation, molecular function: sulfate transmembrane transporter activity; succinate transmembrane transporter activity; antiporter activity.